Cryptomeria japonica (Japanese cedar) is the source of this 3879-nucleotide messenger RNA. RefSeq names its product disease resistance protein RPP5-like. Gene Ontology annotation, molecular function: protein binding. The record is from RefSeq and is a predicted model, not a curated record. The coding region runs from base 1 to 3879 and encodes 1292 amino acids. The transcript is spliced from 5 exons. Gene Ontology annotation, biological process: signal transduction. NCBI's taxonomy places the organism in Eukaryota, Viridiplantae, Streptophyta, Pinopsida, Cupressales, Cupressaceae.
AUGACAACAUAUAAGCAAAUUAGCUAUGCUUCUGAGAAAGCUGCAGUUUCAUCAUCAUCUGCAUCAAAGAAGGCGGCCUACGAUGUUUUUAUUAACUAUUCUGGUGUUGAUGCCCAACAUACGCUGGUUUCCUCUGUCUGCACUGCCUUCCGUGGCAUGGGACUAGAAGUUUUUGUACAUAAAGAAGUGCUUGAACUGGGCGAUUUCAUACCAGUUGAAACAGAAGAGGCCAUACGCACCUCCUUUCUUCAUAUUGCCAUACUUUCACCCAAGUAUGCACAUUCUCCCUCGUGUUUGGCCCAGCUGUCGCUUAUGCUCAAAAUCGGCUGCACGGUUAUUCCUGUCUUCUACAAUGUUGAGCCCGGCAAUGUCCGUGACGUGAAAGGACUGUUUGCUGAUGCAUUUGAGGAGUACGAAAAGAAGAGUAGAUAUGCAUCAGAAAAGCUUCUUGAGUGGAAAAGGGCGCUGCACAACGUUUCUUUUCAUUGUGAUGAAAUCCUGAAGGGGAAUAAUGAUGGAGGAAGGUUAUUGAAGAGUAUUUUGAAUUAUGCGAUGAAUUAUAUGAAAAAAGUACAAUUGAAAGGAGCCAAAGAUGCAGAUGCAGUAAGUCUUUAUGAAGUAGUGCAAGAGAGGCUUAAAAUAAGCUUCGAUGGAUUGAAUAAGGAGGAACAAGAGAUAUUCCUAGAUAUAGCUUGUUUCUUCAUAGGAGAAGAAAAAAGUUUGGCCAUUGCAGUGUGGGAUGGGUCCGGAUGGAGUGGAGCAUAUGGUUGGGAAGUACUUGAGAAUAAGUGUCUGGUUGAGGUCGAUGAGAGAAACCAUAUCAAAAUGCAUGAUCACAUUAGAGAUCUUGGAAAGAAAAUUGCCAAAGAGAGGUCACCCUACCGUGUUUGGUCAACGCCGCAAAUCAUGGAUAUUCAGAGACAGGCCAGGGAAGGAGUGCUUAUUCGUGGUAUUAAAGCGGUGACUGAUGAUUUCUAUGAAGAGAGUUCAUCCCAUCAUUGUACACCUUUUGAAGAGUGUAUGGCGCUUGUGAGAGGCUGUUCUGCAAAUUUCAAGGGCCUUACACCUUCUAUCCUUGUUGUUAAGGGGGAUUAUUUUACAGAAGAAUUUGCAAAUCUAUUCCCAGCCCUUCUCUGGCUGAGAUGGAUCGACUUUCCGGAGGUAGCUCUUCCGUCAUGGCUAAUGUUGAAUAAUUUAAGAGUUUUACAGCUUCCGUAUGCUAAACACUUGGAAGAACUGUGGACUGAUGCUGCCGAUCCUCCUUUUGAAUUGAGAGAGCUAAAUCUUGAAAAUACCCAAAAUCUCCUCAGAUUUCCGAGGAAAAUAAACUGUCUUAAACAUUUGAAAAAGAUAUCCUUAAAAUGCAGCGCAAGGUUACAUCGAUCACCUUUUGGGUCGAAAUAUACUCCUAUGGACAGUCUUCCAGAAGAGUUUUGUUUGCUUGAAUCUCUGGAACACCUCCAGCUAGAUGGAUGUGUUAGGCUAACAUCACUGCCCAGCAAUUUUGGCAAUUUGACAAAUCUACGACAUCUAGAUUUGAGUUCCUGUUGGACGCUGAGGACGUUGCCUGAUUCUCUUAAGCAGCUCAUAAAUCUACAGUAUGUCAAUUUUAGUGGUUGCAAGAAGCUCACUUUAACAUCAGAGAGAAAUUACAUUCUGGAAAAUAUGACAAAGCUGGAGACACUGAACCUUUUUGCAUGUGAAAAUUUGCAGAAGUUACCUCUGCAUGUCACAAAUCAGUUGUCGCUGAGAUAUCUGAAUGUGAAAGGCACCAAGUUAAGGGAAUUGCCAAGUAAAUUUGGUGAACUAAGCAAAUUGGAGAACCUAAGAAUAGAAAGUCAGUUCUUGACAAUGCUGCCGCCAUCUAUCGUGAAUUUGUCUUCCUUGACCAGCCUUGACAUCUACAACUGUAGGGAGUUGGAAAUUUUACCUGAGUCUAUUGGGAAUUUGGCUUCCUUAACUAAGUUCAGUAUUUCUCAUUGUAUAAAGUUAAAAUAUUUACCUGAGUCCAUUGGCUGUUUGUCCUCCUUGACUUAUCUUCACAUUAAUGGUUGUUUGGAGUUCGAAACCUUGCCCGAGUCUAUUAAGAAUUUGGCUUCUUUAACUAAGUUGAGUAUUUAUGGCUGUAAAAAAUUGAAAUGUUUACCGGAGUCUAUUGGGUAUUUGUCCUCUUUAAUAAGUCUUGAAAUUUAUGGAUGUGGGAAGUUAGAAUUUUUACCAGAGUCUAUUAGAAAUUUGUCUUCCUUAACUAAGUUAAUAAUGCGACAUUGUGUGUUCAAAUAUCUACCUGAUUCUAUGGGUCAUUUACCUUCUUUAACUAGUAUUGACAUUUGUAAUUGUUAUGAACUAAAAACCGUACCUGAAUCCAUAGGUCGUUUAUCCUCUUUGACUCAUCUUUACUUAUAUUGCUGUUCGGAAUUAGAAUCUUUACCCGAAUCUAUAACCCAUUUGUCCUCCCUAACUAAUCUUCACAUUUCUGAGUGUAGCAAGUUGGCAUAUUUAGCUGAACCUGCGAGAAGUCAUAAUGAGUUAGAAGAUCUCAGCAUAAACUCUUCUCUAGACAAGUCUCUUUCGCUUCCAAAAGCAAGUGCGCAGCUUAGCAACCUUCAAAAUCUGAAUAUUAGUGGCUGCCCGAUCACAGAAUUGGCAUUCCUGUCUUGUUCAUUGUGCAAACUCGAAUCGAUAUAUCUAUUGAACACUCCUCUGUCUAGGAUAUCAAUCUCACAACAAUGUUGCCCUAGCCUGGAAACUCUACACAUUGACUACAAUAACCAGUUAGUAGAGAUCGAAAGCUUGCCCAUAUCAGUAAAGGCCAUAAAUUUGAGGAAUUGUACAAUGCUGAAGUCUCUUCCUCAAACAAGUGUGCAGCUUAGCAAUCUUCAAAGUCUGAUCAUUCAGAACUGCCCGGUUACAGAAUGGACUUUCCUGUCGGGAUCCUUUUCUUCUUCAUUGUGCAGACUCAAAAAGUUAGAGUUACGCAACACUCUUUUGUCAAGGAUAUCAAUCUGUCAACAAUCCUGCCCCAGCCUGGAAAAUCUUCAGCUUGACAGUAAUGAACAUUUAGUAGACAUCGAAGCCUUGCCAAUAUCAGUGAAGGCCAUAAAGUUGAGCAAAUGCAAAAUGCUGAAGGGCAUAAAUUCUUUGUGUGGCAUGAUAAACCUUGAGACACUGUCUAUAAAGGACUGCGGGGACAACUUAGAUGAGCUUCCAAAUCUAGCGAUCUCACUAAAAGAAUUUGAAAUCAUAGAAACUGGUGACCAACCAAAGAAAAUACAAGGCCUGGAAAAUUGCAGUUCAUUGGAGAAGUUGAGAGCACUGACUUGCUGCAAUGUGCCAGACAUACAAAAUCUGGACCAUAUGGAGAGACUGCAAAGACUAGAGCUCUCAGCAGCAUGCAACAUAUCAGCAUUUGAACCUUGCCUUCAGACUAUAAAGAAAUGGCCAUCAGAAUGUAUGAUAUGCGCAAGGAAAGAACGUAAUGUGGAAUCUGUUCUGAAUUCUUCUGUAUUUCCUGGUCUCACAUUAGUUGAUUCAUGCGUGGAGGAGAUUGUGAGUAAAUACGGAGAUACAUUGUUGAGUUUAAAAUGCAGGCAGAAGCGUUCUUCCAACGCGGCAGCGAUGGUGUGUUUUGAGAUAAAUUCCAGAUUCGCAUAUACUGAUGUAACUUUCAGGAACAAGAAGUUUGCUACUUCCAUGAACGUGGGAGAGGGAAAAUGGAUAUUCUUAGGUGUUUUCAAACAACCUUCCCUUCUGACAGAGGACUACAAACUAAGCAAAAGAGGUUACUGCUCUGAGUUGGGGAGAGGAAUGUUGGUGAUGGGCGACCAAGAGAGAGUUGUGGAGACAUUUAAAAAAUUACUGCUAUUUUUUGGUGUGUGA